CUUAAUCUUAUCCAGAUGACUGGAAAGGCGAUUGCACUGCUGUGUCUGAUCUUGGGAUCCCUGGCCACAGCCUUCCCUAUAGGGACGCAACAGAAACCCAGGAGUCAAAGGCGGAGGUCCGUCAGGAAAGAGGACAAAACUGGAGGCUCAGGUGUAGUUGGAGGAUCUGCUUUUGAUGGAGCAGCUGGCCCUGGAGUAGCAGGGACAACUGGGGGAGUUGGUCCUAUUGGAGGAGGAGCUACCAUUGGAGGGUCUGGUCAUGAUGCUAGCACUGGUGCUGUCGGAGGAACUGGUGUGGUUGGAGCUACAGGUGUCGUAACCACAGGUGUUGCUGGAGGUGUGGGUAGUGGAGUUGGUCAUGAUGCUAGCAUAGGUGUUGCUGGAGGUUCUAGUCAUGAUGUAAGCACAGGUGUAGCUAGUGGAGCUGGCCAUGGUGUGAGUACAGGUGUUGCUGGAGCUACAAGUGAUGUUGGAGGUGCAGGUCACGCUGUAGCCACAGGUGUUGUUGGAGGAGUUGAUAAAGUUGGAGGUGGUUCUGUUGGGGGAGCAGGAUAUUCAGGCAGCUCCAGCACUGUUGGAGGAACUGGCAGCAGUGGUCACCUAGAUGGUUUAGAUCUUGUUGGAGGAACAGAUGCAGCUGUUGGUACUAGCGUAGGAGCUGGUGUUGGAGGAGGAGCAGGUCACCUUCACUCUGCGAGUGGAGACGUGCUUGUGAGCACAGGAGGAGCUGGUGGAGCAAGUUCAGUUGGAGUUGGAGCCACUGGUGGAGCAAGUUCUGUUGGAGUAACUGGUGGUGCAAGUUCUGUUGGAGUUGGAGCCACUGGUGCUGCAAGUUCUGUUGGAGCCACUGUUGGAGCAAGUUCUGUUGGAGUUACUGGUGGAGCAAGCCCAGCCGAUUACGACCCAGCCCACUACCCACACAUCAUUCCAGGAUUCCCCUUCCAGACCUCAAAGCCUGAAAAAGGAUUCGGAGGCUGUGCCAACUGGUGCCGCAGCUCAGCCAAGAAGAACUACUACUGCUGCAACAGAACUGGGUACAAAGGCUAAAUAAUUCCCUUACAUUUCUAUCACUUAAGUUUUAUUUAGCUCUUGGCCUACAAAGGUUGCAGCCAAAAAUUAUAUAAUUUAUAAUAUAAAUGUUAUUACUUUUGUAUAAAUGUUGUUCUUCAUUCCUUACAUAUCUGGUAUUAACUACCGUGUUUGUAUAAAAUAAAACAAUUCGACGAUA
Molecule: messenger RNA, 1228 nt
Organism: Macrobrachium nipponense
Lineage: Eukaryota; Metazoa; Arthropoda; Malacostraca; Decapoda; Palaemonidae
Exons: 2
Coding region: 16-1047 (343 amino acids)
Source: RefSeq, a predicted model, not a curated record